Messenger RNA from Selaginella moellendorffii, 1388 nucleotides. RefSeq lists its product as uncharacterized. The coding region runs from base 1 to 1224 and encodes 407 amino acids. The record is from RefSeq and is a predicted model, not a curated record. The transcript is spliced from 6 exons. Lineage: Eukaryota; Viridiplantae; Streptophyta; Lycopodiopsida; Selaginellales; Selaginellaceae.
AUGGCUGAGUCCACACCGCUCUACGGGAGAGGCGAUAGAGUUUCUUCUGUAGUCUUCCGUGGGCGCAGGCUAGAAAUCGCUGGAAAAUGGUGUCUCCCUUCCCACUAUGAUCUGCAAGAGGAUGCGGUUCUGGAGCUUGUCACCACUCGAAAACCGUCCAAAAAGGUACAAGAUUCUAUUUCGAAGAGCCUCGAUGAAUCUGGGGUCUGUUGCUCGUUUGACGGGAAGAGCCUCUUCGUUUUCUUCCCGACGUCUCUCGCAUACGCGACGCUAGCCGAUGCAAAAGAACAGGUCCGGUGCUAUGCCAUGAAGAAAGGGAACGUGUUCGAGUUUCUCUUGCUGCCCAGCCCGCUUUGGAAGUCGAAAGAGGGCAAGUUCUUCAUGCCUCAACAAGCUCUCUUCCGGACGUGUGAGCCCUACUGUCCAUCCGAGGGGAUCCUAGCGUUCGAGAUUGGGGAGAGGCACGAAGAGCCAGCGUGGCGCCAACUUUUGGAAUCCGGGGCAUUUUCUGGAGUCUUGGCCUUGAUGCCGGGAUGCCUGGACGUGGUUCUUAUCACUCGCCAAGGGACUCAACGAUUCCAUGACCCCGACUUUGUAGACUUGGGCGAGCUGUUGAGUGGCUUUCGGCUCUAUCUCACGGCUCUUCCAAGGGUACUCUGGCCAACACUCCGGGAAGAUCGGAGGGGCUACAUGACAACCAACAAGAAGCUGGCGGAUAUCCUUUGCAAACGGAUACGCGAAGGGAAUGUAGAGGAGGCGAAAGCGGUGGUGUGUUUUAUGUCUUGUUUAGAUACGUUUAGCUCCUUUGAGGUGCUCCCUCUGGUUCUAGCUGUGUCCAAGAACAUGGAAGAGCUCGUGGAGUUUAUGUGUCAAUUUGAGGUCGACGUGGAUCAAGUUGACUGGUUUGGUCAAACUGCACGAGCUCGUGCUACGGGAAAGAUUCGAAAGUUUAUCGACGAGAAAUACCCGGAUGCCCCGGAUGCUCCUGAAGGUUUGACAGUGAGCGCCCCUGAACCAUCAACGGUGAAAGUUUCUGGUCUCACUUCCGAAAAUCUCCGGAAACUGAUAAAGAUGGUCUCCGGAAGAAAGAUUGCCGCCUACUAUCUCCCUGAUGCAGUUGGAGAAACCAAUACAAUGUGUUUGCAGCAAUUGUUUCCUGAUGCGAGCGAUCCUGAUUCAUUACUUCGAGAGGUCAAAGCCACGCUAAUGGUAGGAGGAGACUAAUGGUGUUGGCGCGAUGGCAGUGCUUGGCGGGUUUUGAGGAACAUGACCACCUCUCUCGUUGUAGAGUUUCCAUCAAGGAAAAUCCACCCAACAUUGCAAUUACGCCCGUCAAAUGUCGAGGCGCAGGAUUUAUCCACACCCAUGCUAUCAAACAAGGCCUCUGU